Meloidogyne enterolobii is the source of this 1260-nucleotide messenger RNA. The record is from the annotation of a GenBank genome assembly. Lineage: Eukaryota; Metazoa; Nematoda; Chromadorea; Rhabditida; Meloidogynidae.
AAAUAUUUCUUCUUUUACUUAACAACGGGACUCUCCACACGCAUUGCUCGGCGCUUUUUGCGACGUGGAGGUUCUUCAGGUAAUGCAGAAAGUAUUGAAAAUGAAGAGGAGGAAAGACACAAACUACGCGAAAAACGAAGUGAUGGAAGCAAUAAUAAACACAAAAAUGCUUGGAGAUUUGUUGCUUCAAAGUCAAUGAUUCCUUUAAGCAGAGUACUUCCACCUCCCCCAGCACUUAAUUCUUCAAGAGAUUCACAACCAAUUAAUCCUUUUUGUUCUGAUCCUUCUUCUUCUUCCAUUCAACCUGUUAUUGCUAAAGGUGUUUGUGUUCGGUCUGUUGGCAUUUUUAAGAGUGCCCUUCCACCUUCCACCUCCACAGCAGCUCCCAACAACAUUCCUUCAGAUAAUUCAACAUUUGUGCCUCAUCUAAAUCCAAAUUCAACUCCUUUACAUCACAGAAGCGAAAAUUGUUUAAAUUAUUCUCAACAACAAUAUAUUGUUGGGGGUUGUUAUUCAGCAAGAAGUCACCAACAACAACAGCAAUAUCCCCCUCCUCCACCAGCCCCUAAUUCCUUUUCUCCUUUUAAACCUUUAGAAGGAUUAGGAAAUAGUAACGGAACAGAUUCUUCUUCAGUUGGUUGUUGUAAUAGUGCUAGGGCUGCAAUGCAUAGACAAUUUACUGGAUCAUCUAAUGGAGAGGAAGAAUUUACCGUAGAAGAAUUACAAGAAUUUGCUCAAGCCUUUAAGAUGUUCGAUAAAGACGGAAACGGAACAAUGAGUAUAAAAGAACUUGGAGUGGCUAUGAGAACUUUGGGAUUAAAUCCAACAGAAGAUGAAUUGCUCAAUAUGGUUAAUGAAUAUGAUGUUGAUGGAAAUGGAAUUGAUUUUAGUGAAUUUUGUAAAAUGAUGAAGGAAAUGAAUAAAGAAACUGAUCAAGAACUUAUACGACUUGCAUUUCGUGUUUUUGAUAAAGACGGGAAUGGGUAUAUUACUGCACAGGAAUUUAGGCAUUUUAUGACUACAAUGGGAGAGAAAUUCAGCGAGGAGGAAGUGGACGAAAUAAUAAAAGAAUUUGAUAAAGAUGGGGAUGAACAAAUUGAUUAUGAAGAAUUUGUAAAUGCAGUUGCUCCUAUAGUUAAUGACGGUGCAAAAGAAGACGCUCCCUUUUUUGAAAAGGAACAGCCAACAACGGGUUUUGGACAACCAAUAACAAACUCUGGGCCUCCAAUAGCUUCCGGAAAAGUCAAUAAACAUUUUUAA